Messenger RNA from Colletotrichum navitas, 956 nucleotides. Its product is annotated as vacuolar protein sorting 55. Bases 249 to 638 code for a protein of 129 amino acids. Gene Ontology annotation, cellular component: Vps55/Vps68 complex; endosome. The transcript is spliced from 2 exons. The record is from RefSeq and is a predicted model, not a curated record. Gene Ontology annotation, biological process: late endosome to vacuole transport via multivesicular body sorting pathway. Lineage: Eukaryota; Fungi; Ascomycota; Sordariomycetes; Glomerellales; Glomerellaceae.
AGCCGCAAUUCGCGACGACCGCUCAAACACACCACGACAAAGCUCUCUUACGAUCACCAAUCGACAAAACUUUCUGUACGGACCAUCGGCGCUAAAAUCCCUGAAGAGAGCUACAGGUUUCUCUUUAAUUCUCAAGUUGCAGCCCCGGCGGGGCCCUCUAUACCCAGCUCCUAGCUCCUCAAAGACCCGAUACCCGUCCGAAACAAGUAACACCAAAGACGCAGCACCCGCCUUCUCCAACGUCCAAGAUGCCUACCGCUGGGCUCAAGACCAUCAUCGCCCUCUCCUUCGUUCUCGCUGUUGGGUUCCUCCUCGUAAUUCUCUCUUGCGCCCUUUGGAAGGUCUACUACCCGCUUCUCGUCGUAGCCACCUAUGUUCUGGCUCCGAUCCCCAACUGGAUCUGCUCCCGAUGCGCCAACCCCGAUGACUUUGUCGAGGGCUCCGGCGCUGCCGUGCUGGAUCUCGGCCGCUUUUGCACCGGAUUCCUGGUAGUCAUGGGAAUUGCCCUGCCCGUCGUCCUUGCCCACUCCAACCUUAUUCAGGUCGAGGCCAUGGUCAUGUCAAUAAUUGGCGGUCUCCUCAUUUACGGAACCAUCAUCAGCUUCGGCAUGUUCUUCCAGGAGGAGCAGGAAUUCUGACUGAGAAGGGAGUCGCGACGGCCUAGCACACAUUAAUCCGUAUGAGCAGAAGAGGAACAGCGGUAGAGAGGGGAGAGACCCCGCAUCGAAUUCAGAUUGGCGACGGGCCUGUACAGUACGACACGGUGCCGGAAUAACGAAGGCGCUCUCGGGUCUGGGAUUUCGGUAUGGGAGGAGGGACUGGGAUGGGUCGCGCUUGGCUUUGCUCUGUCUUCAUCUGUAUAUCCAGCAUCAUCCCGUGAGGCGGGCGUUUUCCUUUUUUUGUCUCUCUCGCUUUGCAGUGCAAAAAAGAACCAUUUAAUUCUAACAGCAGUGUCA